Messenger RNA from Linum trigynum, 513 nucleotides. NCBI's taxonomy places the organism in Eukaryota, Viridiplantae, Streptophyta, Magnoliopsida, Malpighiales, Linaceae. The record is from the annotation of a GenBank genome assembly.
AUGAAAUGGAAGACGAUGAUGCUUCUUCUCCUUCAGCUUUACCACCCGAAUCCCGAGCUCGAUCCCCACUGCGCAGCUUACCACCUUCCCCGGCCAGACAAGCUAGCUCUCCCUCAGCUUCCUAACUUCACUCCUCUCUUCAACCAUGGCUUCUGCUUCCCCUCUCCCUCCACCAUUAUAUGGACUCAUCCCAUGGGUACAACUGUAGCAGACAUAGCGGUGGCCUAUCUGUGUCAUCGGAGGAAGGAACGCUGGACAGUCCGGUCUCUGGUUGGGAUGAACUCGGUAGGACAAUACUCGACCAUUGCUUCCUCGGCAAGAAAGGUGGAUCAUGAGACCUCUGGCCAACCGUGGCAUGGCGUCCACGACAGUCUUACCCAGCCAAGAAACCAACCCAUACCAUUCGUUCCUGAUGUGGGCACUGGUGGUGAGCAGGAGAAGACCCACCAUUACAUAUCCUAUAACUGUAAGGGAAGUAUCUCAAACCUUGGAAAUCAGACCAUUCCAAACUAA